Messenger RNA from Olea europaea var. sylvestris, 1484 nucleotides. RefSeq lists its product as uncharacterized. Gene Ontology annotation, biological process: DNA integration. NCBI's taxonomy places the organism in Eukaryota, Viridiplantae, Streptophyta, Magnoliopsida, Lamiales, Oleaceae. The record is from RefSeq and is a predicted model, not a curated record. Gene Ontology annotation, molecular function: nucleic acid binding. The annotation marks the transcript as partial. The transcript is spliced from 5 exons.
GUAAAACCUACCUAUUCCUACCGACGGCGAAGGAAGUUUGGGAGGUAGUGAAAGAGACAUACUCCGAUGGUGAAAACGCUGCCCAAAUCUUAGAGAUAAAGACUCGACUUUGGCAGACCAAGCAAGGUGAGAGAGAAGUCACGGAUUAUUUUCUGGAGAUGACACAACUAUGGCAAGAGCUCUACCUCAGCCUUGAGGAGGAGUGGGAAUGCACUAGUGAUAGUGGGAAGAAUCUUAGGCCAGCGACCGUUACCAACCACAAGAGACGUGUUUGCAGAGGUGUAAUUGGGCUUGAAAUGAAUGGAUCACCUUCAAAUGGGCCAAAACAACUAAGGGGAAGUCCAUGGUACAAAUACUGUCGAAAAUCGGGGCACAAGGAAGAUACGUGUUGGGACUUACACGAAAAAUCCAAUGAUUGGAAACCAAGACAAAAUUCCAAAAAUCGAGGAUAUCAAGCAUCAGUUGAUCCUACUGGAAAUCCUAAGGAAAAUAAUUCUACUGCAGGAAGUGCAUUUAAUCCUAAACAACUGGAACAGUUGUAUCAAAUUUUCUCCAAUCUACAAAAUUCAGCUCGUCUUUCCACCCACAAUCCUUCAAGUUCACUAGCUCACAAUCCCUCGAAUUCAAGUGCGUCUGAUCACAUGACGGACUCCUAUCACCUCUUCUCUACAUAUAUACCAUGUGCUGGUAAUAUCAAAGUCAAGAUUACAGAUAGAUCACUCUCAACUGUUGCAAAAAAAGGGAGUAUCCAAAUAUUUGAAUCUAUUACACUAAACUCAGAUCUAUCAUCGAGGAAGACGAUUGGCAGUGCUAGAGAGUAUGCGGGUCUUUACUACUUUGAAGAAGCAGAUAUAACAAAACAUCAACUAAGUGUAUUUCCAAAAUUUGUAUAUAAGCCAUCUAAACCAUUUACUAUAAUCCACAUCGAUUUGUGCGGACCUUCACGAAUCCCUAAUCGUAAUCACAGAAAAUGGUUUGUUACAUUCAUUGACGAUCAUACUUGGCUAUGUUGGGUCUAUCUACUAAAGGAAAAAACUGAUGUUCGUUCAGUAUUCAUCAAUUUUCACUCAAUGGUUCAAACACAAUUCCAAACCAAUAUCCAAAUCCUCCACACAGAUAAUGGUACCAAAUACUUCAAUUCUAUAUUACGAGAUUACCUACAAAAAUAUGGGAUAAUACAUCAGAGCUCCUGUGUUGACACUCCCCAACAAAAUGGGAUAGCUGAACGUAAAAAUAGACACCUCCUUGAAGUUGCCUGUGCCCUAAUGUUCACAACAAGAUUGCUGAAAAUUCAUUUGGGAGAUGCCAUCCUAACAUCUACCUACCUUAUCAAUCGAAUGCCAAGUCGCACACUUGACUUUGAAACACCUCUCCAAAAAUUUCAGAAACUUUUCCCUACCUCACCUCUAUACUCUAAUCUUCCCUACAGGUUAUUGGUUGUACAGUUUUUGUCCAUGUUCAUGCUCACAAUCGAAAUAAACUAG